AUGUCAGUAUCCUCAACUUCCUCCAGCCUGAGCUCGGCGACCCGCCAACUCCCUUUCUACAACUUGCCACCUAAACUGCAAAACCUGCUCGCCAAGCGAGUCAGCGAGUGCCGCGGCCCAUCAACAUUUGGCCUCAUUGGUCAUGAGUACGAAACAUCACAAUGGCUCACCAAUUCCAGAAAUAGAGAGUAUGUAGACGACAUGUGUACUUGGGUUGUUCAUCUCUAUGGGUGUGGUGAGAAGCUGUGUCCACGGGCUUUCGAGACGAAAAGGAUCAGUAACCGAACACUGGGAGAGCAGACAUGUGGAUGCAAGGGCCCGAGUACGACGAAAUAUGAGAAAAUCCAUGAUGUGGGUGGAGUGCAUUCGAAGGAUGGAGUUGCUAGGUUAGAGUUUCAUCCGGAGGACCACGCUUUCGGCGAGGUGUUGGAUGAAGAGGAACUUUUGGUGGCUGCUGCUAGGAAAGUUAGGGAGCAUUGGGGAAGUGAUGGGUCAAGAUCGAUUCGUUCAUGUUCCAGUUCGGGAAAUGAACACAACUAUCGGAGGGGAGAGACAACGCCUGAUCGGAUAAUUGUCGAUGUCCGCAAGUCUGGAUGUUAUUUGGGAUGCGAGUCCAAGGAUGACACGGAGCAUCCAGUAGUGACGGUUGAAGUGAGAUUUUGGGAAUAA
Cadophora gregata is the source of this 669-nucleotide messenger RNA. RefSeq lists its product as uncharacterized. The transcript has a single exon. The record is from RefSeq and is a predicted model, not a curated record. The coding region runs from base 1 to 669 and encodes 222 amino acids. Lineage: Eukaryota; Fungi; Ascomycota; Leotiomycetes; Helotiales; Ploettnerulaceae.